AAAGGGGAGGAAAACGAAGAGACGUGGAUUGUAGAGACUUGCCAAGAGAGAAGAUUCCUGCAGUCGAAAACAGGACCACAUUUUGGAUUCCGUGUACGCAACGAGCUUCUUCUACCAGGAGAAGAAACAACCCCUAUGAUCUAUAGUCCUUUAAGGAAAAGGAAAUCAAUAUAGAUCUUAAUUUAAAUACGAACUUUAAUUAAAAUGGCUGUUCGCAGCAACUCCUUAACGCCAUUCUCCAUCCAGGCUAUUUUAAAUAAAAGAGAAUAUAACGGGCAUUCGAACGAUUUGGACGUACCAUGUUUUCCUAAGUCACCCUGUUGGAAAGUAUUUGGGGUUAUGGACACCAGAGUAUCUGAAGGGUUUUCUUCCCCGUCUAAAAGCGAAGGAGAGGCGGGCAUGGUGAGCGACCAGAAGAGCUAUGAUUCAGAUUCGGGUCUCAGUGAAGAGAAUGACAGUACGACCCGUCCUGUCUGUAAAUCAGAGAAAGAUAACUCAGAACUUUCAACCUCAGCAUUACUGGAAAACAGUUUCCAUGAUGAAACGGAUAACGAAUCCACAGCAAUGGAGAGUGCUCAAAUUAUUAGUGACUAUGAGAUGGCAGCAAAUGUGUCUGAUCCCAGCCACCCCGAAGAUGAUGAUGCAUGUGAUAAAAGCCUGGAUCAGCCUAAACAGAGGAAGAAGAGAUCAAGAGCCGCUUUCUCCCACGCACAGGUAUUCGAGUUGGAGCGGCGAUUCAACCACCAGAGGUACUUAUCCGGACCCGAGAGAGCCGACCUGGCGGCCUCCCUAAAGCUGACCGAAACUCAAGUUAAAAUCUGGUUCCAGAACCGCAGAUACAAAACCAAACGUCGCCAGAUGGCUGCUGACUUAAUCGCUUCAGCCCCAGCAGCCAAGAAAGUAGCGGUGAAAGUUUUAGUUCGGGAUGAUCAGAGACAGUACAACCCAGAAGAACUAAUAAGACCGCCGCUCCUGUCCCUCCAUCCUGCCUACUACUAUCCUUAUGCAUACUGCCUCCCUGCAUGGACACUGUCUGCGUGCGCUGGGAAUCAGUGAAACUAUAUUCAUAAGAAACAAAAAACCUCUGACACCAAACUGAAACUCAACAGUAUUUAUUAUUAAUAUUUUGUUUGCUUCAAAUAAAGACACUUAUUUUAUUGUAAUUUUUUUAAAGCUAAAACUGCCCAGUGCAGAAUGUUCCAUGGUAUCCAUGUGUUGACUCUUUAUAGCAUUAUGGAUUAUACUAUGCUGAAAGUACUAAGGACUUCCUUUCCAUUCACAUCGAUUAAAUGAGAAUCGCAGAGUUGGACUUUAUUGAUUUCCAAAAAGCGUGCCUCUUUUUGCUGAAUGUAUGGACUGUUUAGAAUUUGCAGGUUUUACUUAAAAUAUUUAUCUGUGUUCCUUAUAUUCCUGUUUUACUAAUUCUACUAAUAGUAGAGAGGACAGCGAUGACACCUUCCAAAUACCACAAACUGUUCCUGUUUUUCUUACUGAGAUUAGGGUAAGACUUUUCAGCACUUUUUCCACAUGUAGCUUAUAGAGUUUAUUUGUUUGUAUCUCAGUUCAAGCUUGCUGUAAAAUGUUUCUACUAUACCAGCAAUCUAUUUGCUUACUCCAAGUGCCUCCUGGGCCAAUAUUGCAAGAGAGUAAUGACUUUAUUAAAUAGGUUUUUAUUCCAGAAA
Acipenser ruthenus (sterlet) is the source of this 1682-nucleotide messenger RNA. Its product is annotated as homeobox protein Nkx-3.2-like. The transcript is spliced from 2 exons. Lineage: Eukaryota; Metazoa; Chordata; Actinopteri; Acipenseriformes; Acipenseridae. Bases 205 to 1056 code for a protein of 283 amino acids. Gene Ontology annotation, cellular component: nucleus. Gene Ontology annotation, biological process: regulation of transcription by RNA polymerase II; cell differentiation. The record is from RefSeq and is a predicted model, not a curated record. Gene Ontology annotation, molecular function: RNA polymerase II cis-regulatory region sequence-specific DNA binding; DNA-binding transcription factor activity, RNA polymerase II-specific.